AUGCACAAAGAUGGUGUUAAGAUGUGUUCUCGGUCGGAUGGUGCUUUUGAUUCAGCAAUUACUGAUCUCGUUCUUGAUCGGAUUUUCUCUCGUGCUGUACGAACCACCAGGAAGGAUGCAAUGAGUCUCAUUGAUUUUACCAACUUUCUACUUGCAGAGGAGGACAAAACUCACCCGACGAGCCUGGAGUACUGGUUCCGGGUUUUGGAUGAAGAUGGCGAUGGAAUGUUAUCGAUGUAUGAAAUGGAACGAUUUCACCAACCGGUCAUUGCAAAGCUCACCGAAGAAGGCAUUGAUUCGAUGUCGUUCAGAGAUGUGGCAUGUCAGAGUGAUAUGACCGAGAUGAUUGACAAGACUGCAAUGCAGAGGCCUGUUGGACCGCCGGGUUACUGUAGGCUUCCCUCUCACUGCAUUGGGAUACACGGUUGA
Haemonchus placei is the source of this 429-nucleotide messenger RNA. The record is from the annotation of a GenBank genome assembly. Lineage: Eukaryota; Metazoa; Nematoda; Chromadorea; Rhabditida; Trichostrongylidae.